Messenger RNA from Arachis duranensis, 687 nucleotides. RefSeq names its product glucan endo-1,3-beta-glucosidase 4. The coding region runs from base 63 to 419 and encodes 118 amino acids. The transcript has 3 exons. Lineage: Eukaryota; Viridiplantae; Streptophyta; Magnoliopsida; Fabales; Fabaceae. The record is from RefSeq and is a predicted model, not a curated record.
UUUCUUGGCUAUCCUAUUCACUAUUCAGAGUUCUUAUCAGCUAGGCCUGUGUCUCCUCCAAAAUGGAAACAUUAAUGGCUAAGUUAAUGGCUCUGAUUCUUUUCCUAUCCAUGAUUGCACCAAAAAGGGUGUUUGCUGAAUAUGAGCAAUGGUGCAUAGCUGAUCCGCAAAGCAGCGACGAUGAGUUGCAGGCGGCGCUGAAUUGGGCUUGUGGAAGUGGAGGUGCAGAUUGUAGCAAAAUCCAGGUGAACCAACCAUGCUAUUAUCCAAGCACUUUGAAAGACCAUGCUUCCUAUGCCUUCAACAGCUACUUUCAGAAGUUCAAGCACAGAGGUGGUUCUUGUUUCUUCAGAGGUGCUGCCAUUACAACAGAAGCAGAUCCUAGUCAUGAUUCUUGCCACUUUGACUUCAUUCCCUAAUUGGAACUGUCACUGAGGACUAAAAAAUAGCUGCAGCAGAAUCUAUAGCUUAGAUUUUAUUUUUCCUUUCUUUUCAUUGAGGCUGUGUAAUCCCCAUCAAGCAUUGUGCUCUUGCCUUGUUUUAUUUCUUAAUUAAUUGAGUUUAAUCUCAGUCUAAGACUGAGAAAUUCAUUAAAUCUUAUGCAAAUUAGUGUCCAAUCUCAAAGAGAUUAAUGAUAUUUUUCCCCCUCCACAUUGAUUAUUGAUGUAUGAGAAAGUUCUGCUUGAU